AUGUUAAACAGAGCAAGAACCAUCAAUAAAACUUUGUCGUUAUUAUCCACGUCGAAAAGAACUUUUACAAAAACUUCUUUAAAUUAUAACACAGCAGCAGCUGCUGCUGCUAUUGUACCACCUACUGUCAAUAAUAACGAUAGCAGUACAACAGAUCCCAGUUUAAUGCCCAACGGCCAAGAUCCAGUUGAAUUUGCAUUAAAUUUAUCCACUCCAUAUAAUAAGUGGACUAAGCCUCAAUUAAGACGUAUUUACAAUACUCCAUUGUUAAACCUGAUCCAUUAUGCCCAAUUACAACAUCGUAAAUGGCAUGACCCAACAAAGGUACAAUUGUGUACUUUAAUGAACAUUAAGACUGGUGGUUGCACAGAAGACUGUAAAUACUGUUCCCAGUCAUAUACCAAUAACCCAGAUUUAACCCCUGCUUCACGUUUAGUUCCAAUUGAUGAUGUGCUAAAAGAAGCAAAAGAGGCUAAAUUAAAUGGUAGCACCCGGUUUUGCAUGGGUGCUGCUUGGAGAGAUAUGAAAGGUAGAAAGAAUGGUUUGAAAAGAAUCAGCGAGAUGAUUUCUAAAGUUAACUCUAUGGGUUUAGAAACUUGUGUCACCUUGGGAAUGGUUAAUGAAGAGCAAGCAAAAGAAUUGCACAAUUGUGGAUUAACAGCUUAUAACCAUAAUAUUGACACAAGCAGAGAACACUAUAAAAAAAUCAUAAGCACAAGAACUUAUGAUGAAAGAUUGAGCACCAUUAAAAAUGUUCAAAAUGCGGGAAUUAAAGCUUGUACAGGUGGUAUUUUGGGUUUGGGUGAAUCUGAAGAAGAUCAUAUUGGGUUUUUGUAUACCUUAAGUACUAUGUCACCUCACCCUGAAUCUUUGCCUAUCAAUAGAUUAAUUGCUAUCAAAGGUACUCUUUUAGAAAAAGAAAUGAGUGAAAACCCUCAAAAUUUUAAAAAACUUCAAUUUGAUGAUAUAUUGAAAACCAUUGCCACUGCUAGAAUAACUAUGCCUCAAAGUAUUAUUAGAUUGGCAGCUGGACGUUAUACCAUGAAAGAACAUGAACAAUUUUUAUGUUUUUUAAGUGGCGUUAAUGCCAUUUUCACCGGUAAAAAAAUGUUGACUACUAUGUGUACUGGUUGGGAUGAAGAUAAAGCUAUGUUAAGCAAGUGGGGAUUGGAGCCAAUGCAAAGUUUUUCAUACGAAGCUAAAAACACCAAGAAAGUUGAAGCAGCUGGAUGUUAG
Messenger RNA from Saccharomycodes ludwigii, 1236 nucleotides. RefSeq names its product biotin synthase (gene BIO2). The record is from RefSeq and is a predicted model, not a curated record. Gene Ontology annotation, cellular component: mitochondrion. The transcript has a single exon. NCBI's taxonomy places the organism in Eukaryota, Fungi, Ascomycota, Saccharomycetes, Saccharomycodales, Saccharomycodaceae. Gene Ontology annotation, biological process: biotin biosynthetic process. Gene Ontology annotation, molecular function: 2 iron, 2 sulfur cluster binding; biotin synthase activity. Bases 1 to 1236 code for a protein of 411 amino acids.